AUGACUACGUCAAAACGAAAGCGGUUGUCGCUUCGCGAAAAAGUUGACAUUUUAGAUUACCGUAAAAAUAACGGAAACGUAGGAAUUCGUGCACUCGCAGAAAAAGUUGACAUUUUAGAUUACCGUAAAAAUACGGGAAACGUAGGAAUUCGUGCACUCGCAGAAAAGUUUCAAGUUGGAAAAACACAGAUAUUGUGUCUAACACAGAAGAAAUUUAUAAAGCGUGGGUUGAAAAUGGAAAUGAAGAACGAAAAUUAACGAAAUUAAGAACAAAUGUGAAGGCAGUGUGAUUGAUAAAAAACUUUUGGUCUGGUUUAGCAAAACUCGAGAAAAAAAUUUGCCAGUUUCCGGACCAACAAUACAGGAAAUGGCUAAACGACUUGCUGGAGUUCACGGAUUAAACGACUUUAAAGCUUCAAACGGGUGGCUGGAAAAAUUUCGAAAAAGACACAACAUUUCGUUUAAGUCUAUCUGUGGGGAAGCUUCAGCCGUUGAUAGAAUAGCUGUUGAUGACUGGAAGAAACAAUUAAAAUAUGUAAUUUGUAAAAACAUAAAAAUGUAAUAAUUUUCAAUAAAUAAUAAGUAAGUAGUAACAUUACAUAUAUGUAUGUAUGUACGUACAUAGUACAUUAUUAUACAAAUAAAUUUCAAAAAUGUAUCCCCUCUGAAUAACGGACGCCUCCGAAUAACGGGCAAAAUGUUGGUGACCAAGAGUGUCCGCUAUUCAGAGGUUUCACUGUAUAUAAUAUUCGUACGGCAUUUCCAUGGUUUCCCGCGCGUCCUACACGCCGUCGUGUACAUCAUGCAGACGCAGAACACGAUUUCAGUAUUCCGAAUAGAGCACCGUUGACUCGACGACGACAAGGAGAUACUGGGCUAUAAUGUCGUCGUGAUGUUAUUAUAAUACUCGAACACCUCCCCCCCCCCCCUCUUUCCCUGCUCGUUUAUUGAUUUUCGUGUGCGUUCAAUCGGACAGACGUCAGUCCGUUUCACGCCUCGCGGACCCUCUCGGCGUGCCCUCUCCUCCCCUCCCUCCCUCCCUUUACCCCUCCCACCGUCACCCUCGUCUCGCGGCGGCCGACGACGACGCGUUCUAUCCGCAACCGGUUUUCGGUUCACACACGCGUUUAAAACGGGAAAAAAAAAAUAUAUAUAUAUUUUUAUAUAUACGACAAAAUAAUACGCUAUUAGAGUCGUAUGCGGCGCCGGAGUGUGUGUGUAUUUUCGGACUUUUUUUUUCCCGGUUUUUUUUUUUGUCGUUUAAAUUUUAACACGGCCUAUUAAUUCGGUCGGGGAUACGGACGCCGCCGACGCCGUGCGCGUAUUCGGGUGUAAAACGACCGGGCCGCCGCCGUAUUAACGCCGGUAUAAUGUACGGGUGUUUUGUAGCGAUCCGAACGAUUCCGACUGCGCGACACCCCGAGAUCGAAUUAUUAUUAUAUUCUUUGGUUUUUUUUCCGACUACGGCGUUACGGCAUAAACAAAACGUAAACACGUAUACGUAUACGUACAUAUCGUUGAGACGCGCGAGAGUAUGUCGGGAGGGCAGGGGGGUGGGAGGGGCGACAGGAGGGUCGAACAGUUACACCUCGUUCGGAAAUAUUUUAAUUGGAAUCCGGUCGCGGUCAGUUUUUUUUCUCCGUGUUAUAUUUACCCUUCGGACUUCUGUACAGCACGUUACCGCAUAGUGUAUUGGACUGCGCGAGCAGUCACGCCGCCGCGAAAUUAAACGCCGUCGCCGGACGACGCUGCACGUCACGUUGUACCGACAACGCGGGACGAUCGAACUCAACGCCAAUAUCAUUCUGAACCGUCGUUAUCGUUCGGUAACAAAUACGCGAUAUCCGAACCGCCGACGGGAGUCGUACGCCGCGCGAGGGGCCGCGUUACAUCGAUUAACCCGCGGCGUUGCGUUCGGUUUUCGCCGCGGACGUCGCGCACACCGUGAACAUUUUGAAGUCGGUUCGGGGCCGAGACGCGCGCGGCUGCUCAUCGCGGCUCUCUGCGCUUUCGGCAGCACCGCCGCGGCGCGAACAAAUAACUCGCGGGUCGACCGAUACGAGUCGUCCUCCCGGCGCCGAUACGGCGGCCCGGUCGGCCGUCUCUUGUUGUUUUCGCGGCGAAAGAGUCGACGGCGGGCGUGUGCCGGCGACCGUCCGCGUUCGACGGCCGAUAUCCGUUACGCGUUGGUUUUUUAUUAACGCAGUGUCCGCGGGACAUCGGUCACGCCCGCGCGGCGUAAGUGCGGACGAAAACGCAAUGUCCGUUAUAUACGGCCGUAACUCGACGGGGAUACGCCGGGAAAAAACCUCAAAAGUUUAUUGAGCGUGGUCGCGUAUCGACACUUAACGGCGGCGGUUUCGGUGGAUUCGUUUGUUUUUUUUUUUUUUUUAUACGAGCGUGCGCGCGAAACAGUUGAACGGAACGCUGUUGACUGCGUUGUAUAGGAACGCGUGUAAACAGAGUGUUUCCACACUCUGAUAUGCCAAAUAGAUUAUAGACGGUAAACGCCCGUUUAUUAAAAAUCAGUAUAGUCCGGCGACAAUAAUAUGGGCGAAAUCUGACGGCUGUGUUUACGCGUAUUCGGCGAUGAAUUCGAUUAUUGCCGGCAUACCUGUACACAAAUCAAAUCUCUAUUAAUCGUGUUCAUUUUCAUAGCCGAUUUAUCCAAAAUUUCAAAAAAAAAAAAAAAAAAACAUAAAUCAAAAAAAAAUCAAAUUUACCGCGUCUCCCCGUUUUCACUUCUAUCCCCAUCGCGGUGAAUCGCUGUCGCCCGGUAAUUUAUCUUUUACAAAUGGCACUUCCGCGUCCGUAAAAAAACCUAAUUAAAUAACACGGGCGAUUAUAAUAACGCCGAAGUAUACCGACAAUGUGGUCAGGCUCUUCGCUAACGUCUACUGUCUCCGUACUCGUAAACUGCUAACUUCUUUCACUCGUGUUUAUCGUAAAUAUUAUUUCACAGAUUGUACGAUAUUUUUAUACAAGAACAGAACAAAAAAAAAGUACAAUAACUAUUUAUUUUUAUUUUUUUCAUCCGUGUCGCCGGAAUAACUCGAAAACCAAAAAUAAUCGAUUUUCGUUCCACCGAAAAUAAAGACCCCUGUGUCGGCCGGGCGUUGUGUUUCGAGACAGACAGCCGCGGGACCUCCGACUCUUUGGUUUGCACGUCAAAAGCGGCAAGGUGUUCCACCGGAUUCGUACGGCGGACGGACAGACAAACACAUACAUCACAUACAGAAUUAUUUCGAUUUCUGUAUUUAUUCGGUUCGGCAUUCGACUGUCGGUUAGCGCGUCGGUGUUUGUCUCGUAUUAUGUACAGAUAUACACAGACGGUAUAGGCGGGUAUACCGCGGCCGCCCGAUUCGCGAUUUUUUUUUUUUUUUUUCUACCGAUCGAUUUUAUAAUUCGAUUUGUCCGUCGCGGUCGUAGCCGCAGCGGCGGCGGCGGCAGCGCAGUGGGUACAGUCGCUGUGUGCCGUAACGCGGCAAGCCCGCGUUACACGCCCGUUUAG
Messenger RNA from Cinara cedri, 3511 nucleotides. NCBI's taxonomy places the organism in Eukaryota, Metazoa, Arthropoda, Insecta, Hemiptera, Aphididae. The record is from the annotation of a GenBank genome assembly.